Staurois parvus is the source of this 341-nucleotide messenger RNA. NCBI's taxonomy places the organism in Eukaryota, Metazoa, Chordata, Amphibia, Anura, Ranidae. The record is from the annotation of a GenBank genome assembly.
UCAUGCUGCUGCCAGGUCCAGAGUGUGUCAUGGGUCCCUGUAACCGCCUCCUCAUGCUGCUGUCUCCAUCGCCACACUCUGCCAUGUACCACUUUCAGGUCUCCUCACACUGCUGGUGGGUUCCAUUUUGUCAUAGGGUGCUGGCACGAUUACGGGCCUCCCAUUGCUGCUGCCAGGCCCGUAAUCUGUCAUGGGCCCCUGUACCGCCUCCUCAUGCUGCUGCCAGGUCCAGAGUGUCUCAUGGGUCCCUGUACGGCCUCCCAUUGCUGCUGUCUCCAUCGCCACACUCUGCCAUGUGCCACUUUCAGGUCUCCUCACACUGCUGGUGGGUUCCAUUUUGU